GCAGCCAAGAACAAGCUUUUCUUUUCUUCCUCUUUGAUUUAGAGAUCUAGAGCUGGUUCAGUUCACUGGGAUGGAUCGGGUGACCAACCUGUACCUGGAGAACCUGUGCAUCAUGCAGGAGAACGAGCGGCUGAGGAAGAAGGCGCAGCUGCUGGACCAGGAGAACAAGGCGCUCCUCGCCAAGCUCAAGCUCAAGAACAAGAAGCCCUCCUCCGCCGCCACCUCCUCGCCGUCGUCCCACCAGCAGCCAGACGCCGCCGCCGCCGCCGCCGCCGCCAAUGCCAAGGCCACGCCGGCGGCGCCAUCGUCCAAGGGUGGGAAGAAGCCCAAGUGA
Messenger RNA from Oryza brachyantha (malo sina), 334 nucleotides. RefSeq names its product protein LITTLE ZIPPER 3-like. The record is from RefSeq and is a predicted model, not a curated record. Lineage: Eukaryota; Viridiplantae; Streptophyta; Magnoliopsida; Poales; Poaceae. The transcript has 2 exons. Bases 71 to 334 code for a protein of 87 amino acids.